Fusarium sp. VM40 is the source of this 444-nucleotide messenger RNA. The record is from the annotation of a GenBank genome assembly. NCBI's taxonomy places the organism in Eukaryota, Fungi, Ascomycota, Sordariomycetes, Hypocreales, Nectriaceae.
AUGCGUUUCUCUAUCGCCGCCGCUUCCACCGCCCUCCUCGCCCUUACUGAGGCCCGCAUCACCGGUAUCAAGGUCCCCAAGGAGAUCAAGGUCGGUGAGGCCUUCGAGGCUAUCAUCGUUCGUGAGAACUACAUCCAGAGCGUCUACGACUCCUCCAUUGUCUUCGGAUACGCCCCUGAGGGCGCCUACCCUGGCACCAUCGGCCAAGUUGCCGAUUCCUUCAACCUCGGAAAGAAAGAGUCAAACAAGAUCGAGCCUCUCAAGGAGACUCUCACCAUCCCCGCGGAAGCCACCAAGGGCAAGGGUCUCGUCACCGCUGCUCUGCUGAGCAUCUACGGUGCUUCUGGAAGCCCAACCAUCACCCAGUACAACGUCACUGUCACUUUUGGAGACAAGACCAGCAAGGACUACGUUGAGAGCAAGGGAUCCCUAUCAAACUACUAA